AUGGGCUCUAACGACGGACCGCUGUAUAUCGGCUUCGACCUGUCAACGCAGCAGCUCAAGGGCCUCGUCGUCUCGUCCGAUCUCAAGGUCGUCUACGUCGCCAAAUUCGACUUCGACAGCGACUCGACAGGCUUCACCAUCAACAAGGGCGUCCAGACAAAUGAAGCAGAGAGGGAAGUCUUUGCACCCGUUGCCAUGUGGCUGCAGGCCCUGGACGCGGUGCUUCACGAUCUCAAGCAACAGGGACUCGACUUUGGCCGGGUGAAGGGCAUCAGCGGUGCCGGACAGCAGCACGGAAGUGUCUACUGGAAUGAGUCCGUGGAUCAGAUACUAGGCAGCUUGGAUGAAAAGAAGACACUCGAGGAUCAGUUGCAAGCAGCAUUGUCUCAUCCGUAUAGUCCCAACUGGCAGGACGCCAGCACGCAGCAGGAGUGCGAUGAGUUUGAUGCCUUUCUCGGGAGUGAAGAAGAGCUGGCGAGGGUGACGGGCAGCAAGGCUCAUCAUAGGUUUACUGGACCCCAGAUAUUGAGGUUUCAGAGAAAGCAUCCUGACGCAUACCAAAAGACGUCCAGGAUAUCUCUGGUUUCGUCCUUUUUGGCUUCAAUCUUUCUGGGAAGAGUGGCUCCGUUUGAUAUAUCAGAUGUCUGUGGUAUGAAUCUAUGGGACAUACCAUCAAACCGAUGGAACGAGAGUCUUCUCAAGUUCUGUGCUGGUGAUGCUGGACCAGAACAACUGAAAAAAAAGCUCGGAGAUGUACCUCACGAUGGGGGCCAGGAGCUGGGUAAAAUCAGCACCUAUUUCGUCAAGAGAUACGGCUUCCAUUCAGACUGCGUCAUUACUCCGUCGACGGGAGAUAACCCGGCUACUAUACUUGCUCUACCACUGAGGCCGCUGGACGCCAUGGUAUCACUGGGAACAUCGACUACGUUUCUCAUGUCGACUCCGCAGUACAAACCUGACCCGUCUACGCACUUCUUCAAUCAUCCAACUACCCCUGGAUUGUACAUGUUUAUGCUCUGCUACAAGAACGGAGGACUCGCUCGUGAGCGGGUGAGAGAUGCCAUCAACACAAAGUCCGAGGGCGCCAAAGGUAAUGAUAUCUCGAAUUCCUGGAGCAACUUUGACAGAAUACUACUGGACACUCCUCCAACCGGUCAGAAAGCAGGCUCGGACCCGAUGAAGAUGGGUCUCUUCUUUCCCCGGCCGGAGAUAGUGCCUAACCUUCGAGAAGGAGAAUGGCACUUCAACUAUACCCCAGGUCAAACAGACGUAGACCACCAGCUCAAGGAGACAGACGCGGGCUGGAACCAUCCAUGGGACGGUGCCAGAGCCAUCGUCGAAAGCCAGCUCCUAUCCCUCAGGCUGCGGUCAAGGGAACUCGUCCACAGCCCAUCAGACAGGAAGGACAUCCCACCACAGCCCCGACGAAUCUACCUCGUCGGCGGGGGCUCUCGCAACGCCGCCAUCGCCAAAGUGGCGGGGGAAGUGCUCGGCGGGAUAGAAGGGGUGUACAAGCUGGACGUGGGCGAGAAUGCGUGUGCGCUGGGAGCAGCGUACAAGGCCGUCUGGGCGCUAGAGAGAGCACCGAAGCAGACCUUUGAGGAUCUGAUCGGGCAGCGAUGGCGGGAAGACGAGUUUGUCGAGAAGAUAGCUGACGGUUACCAGCCGGGCGUCUUUGAGAAGUACGGACAGGCCGUCAGGGGCUUCGAGAUGAUGGAGCAACAGAUCCUCAAGACGGAGGCAGAGAAGUAG
Nannizzia gypsea CBS 118893 is the source of this 1752-nucleotide messenger RNA. Its product is annotated as xylulose kinase. Gene Ontology annotation, biological process: D-xylose metabolic process; xylulose metabolic process. Gene Ontology annotation, cellular component: cytosol. The transcript is spliced from 2 exons. NCBI's taxonomy places the organism in Eukaryota, Fungi, Ascomycota, Eurotiomycetes, Onygenales, Arthrodermataceae. Gene Ontology annotation, molecular function: D-xylulokinase activity. The record is from RefSeq and is a predicted model, not a curated record. Bases 1 to 1752 code for a protein of 583 amino acids.